Messenger RNA from Lampris incognitus (smalleye Pacific opah), 2048 nucleotides. It is a transcript of the gene ccdc107, whose product is annotated as coiled-coil domain containing 107. Gene Ontology annotation, biological process: protein localization to cell surface; synaptic transmission, cholinergic. NCBI's taxonomy places the organism in Eukaryota, Metazoa, Chordata, Actinopteri, Lampriformes, Lampridae. The transcript is spliced from 6 exons. The coding region runs from base 86 to 1093 and encodes 335 amino acids. The record is from RefSeq and is a predicted model, not a curated record. Gene Ontology annotation, cellular component: neuronal cell body; neuron projection; intracellular membrane-bounded organelle.
AUUUCCUUUAUCAAUUCUCGUUUUGCCUACGACUUCUUUCGGUAGGUUGAGUUCCGGUUCGGUUCGGUCGGUCGGUGUCGGGGUCAUGGUCCCAACAACCUCCCAGCAGGUCGUGGUGGUUUUCACGGUCCUGCUCUUCACCUUCGUUGUUCUGCCCAGAAUGUUCGGUGUCGGUACCGGGACCGGCCCGAAAGAGACCCGGGGGUUUGAUCCGCGGUACAACAGGAAAGUUGGUCCGGGCCCCGGUGCAGUGCGGGGUCAGCCGGUCAGCAUGAAUGCCCCCGGCUCGCCACAGACCGUGGAGAACAUGCAGCAGAUGAAGAUGAUGAUGGAACAGGAGAUGAAGAGCGAGAAGUACAAAUCCAACAGUAACAAGGGUUACGUCUUCACACUGAUGCCUCUCUACGCCGUCGGUGUGGGCGUCUUCGCCGCAUACAAGUUUAUGAAGAUUAAAUCUGCGGAUGAGAGCCAAGGUCAGAAGAACAAGGUCACUACCGGGGCCAGAAAGUCGGCGGAGGCAGAGAACCAGCUGAAUGAGUUGGAACAGCGUCUGGCACAGACUGAACGGAUGCUGAACUCCAUCCUGACUCAGCUGGACCCGCUGACGAACUGCGUGAAGUCUGUGGCUCAGGAGCAGAAGAACGAGAUCAUGUCUCAGCUGCAGACCAUCCGUUAUCUCAUGAAGAAGAGGGGAAUGGACUGGCCACCCAUCAACAUCCCAGAUCCGUCCUGCCAGCGAAACCUUGACAGCCUCAUCGAGUCUCUGGCCGCUCACGACAGUGCGGCGAUGCCGGAUGCCUCCGCGGUUGGACACAACUGUGAAGGAACGGCCAAGGGUUUGGAGCCAGCGCCUGCAGAGCAUCUGGAAGUUGAGGAUGAGGAGGGUAUAGGUGAGGAGACACUGGUGGAGUUUGAUGGGGAGGAGAAAGAAGAUGGGGACAUGGAGGAGGACGAGGAUGAAGGGCUGGAGGAGAGCGAGCUUGUGCCCUCUCUGGAGGAGCACAGCGAGGUCGCUGUGGAAGAGCUCGGCGCUGGCGGACAUGAGGAGGAGCUGCCCAUGUCCGGCCUCAGGCGACGCAACAGACCCGAAUGAACCAAUGGCGAGGCGUCACACCUGUACAGGAACACAGCAGACGAUUCUUAUUUAUUUUCAUCCUCAUGUGAAGAACCGUCUUCCAAAAUACUCUGUUUCCAUUUGGAGGGAAGUCACCUGAAGUUCAUCAACAUUAUCAAACACGUGGAUGAUUCUGCACUUGAAAACGCAACGUUUCAGUUUUCAUGUGAAUGUCACGUUACCCAUCACGCCACGAGGUCAAGACUUUAUGUCAGCAGUCAAUUCAUAACAGGUCAGUGUCAAGUGUAUAGACGAUCAUGUUGUCAUUUUUUCUUCAUAUUUUUAGUUGUUGUCUUUAUUUAUGUUAUUUUCAUGGCACUGGGGGGGCUGUAGUUUUGAAUGUUUUCCAGAUUUAAAGUUGAAGCCAAACAGUCGUGUGAGUCUUCAGACUGAACUGAGAAUGUGACGGACUCGGUGAUGACGCGUCUCCUUUUGCUUUGGUGAAGAUUUUCUUCUCCAGUUGUGACACAACACAACAUGGGAGAUUUUUAUUGUUGUUUUAACUGCGCCUCUAUGUCCUGUGUCUACACGGAGAAAAUGUUUUUGUCUUUCCCAUCAUCCUUUUGCAACAGUCGGCGGCCAUCUUUCACUGUCGGUGAUCAAUUGUCCACUUCACGUGGACGGCGUGGGUUGGUUGCUUUUUUCCAUUUCUUUUUUAUAAUUUGUUUAGUUUGACUUGCAAAUUGAAAUGUGAGUUGUGAGUGAACGACAACUGUAGACACGAAAAUUUUAAAAAUCUUGACUUGGCAAAAAUUUGAGAAGAAACUUUUUUUCAAGUGAUUAAGUAAAAUUCUACUGGUAUCACUGAUCUGUCGCUUCACAAUAUCAACAAAGUUAAAAAGGCGAGGGAACAUUUAACUAUUGGAAGGUUAACUUGGGUAUGUAGUGUGAUUUCACUCACAUCAGAGCAAAGUUCUGCAUGUGUUUGUUUGAU